GUUUCUCAAAGGCCUCCACCACCUCGUCAGGCAGGCACCCACGAUGGGCCACAAGAGCUACGUGAAUCCCACGUUGGAUGAAGAUAACGUAGCCAGCGCCACGUCCCGACCAGUCCGUCGCAAGGGCAGCGACUUACCCGACGACGACCACCCCAACGAACGCUCUCCGCUCACGAGUGGUCGCGAAGACCGCAAGAAAGACCGUCCUUUGCCAUGGACCAAACACCAAAGCGUUCGACGGGCUAUGAUGGCGGUGGCUGUGAUUGUAGGUGUGGCAAUUCUACUUGCUGUCUCCACGGGGGCGUUUCUUAGCAACGACGUCAGUAAACCGUUGUUGACAACUUCACCAAGGAUGACCACUCCACCAACGGAAGCGACGGAUGUGGUGGACGGCGUUCCUGACGUCCACGAAGGAGGACACGAACUUGCUCAAGGUGGCAACAUGGACAACGUACUACUACUACCCACGAUUGUCGCCCCUUACAUCCCCCACGAUGUCGAUCAAGACCUUUCGCUUAGUCAGUUGCUCGCGUUGUGGCAACUCCCACAAGAUGCUAUCGACUUGAUGACGUAUCGUGAAUGGUCCGACUUGCACACGUACAUCGCAGCGGCCGCCGCGAAUUUUGGUGCCCAGCAUGGUCAUAUUGAGAAUAAACUAUCAACGGAAGGCAAGGACAGCAACUUGCUUGCGAACGAUGCGUCUGCCACUUUGAUAGUAUUCCAUCGCAUCCUCGGCGAAAUUCAACUCAAGCUCGAUGCCAUGCAACAGCAGCUCAUAGCCGCAGACGAAGGUGCCACUGACGGGACAAAUCAACCCUCUGUCGAAAACGAACCCCCGAUCGCCCAUCCCACGACUCCCCCUGUUCCCAUUUCAACUGGAACUACUGCUGCGGUUGCUCCAACUACUCCGAUUCCAACUACAACUGCCCCUAUUCCAACAGCGACCACUACCCUCCCUCCAACAAGUAGUACUACCCCCCCUCCAACAACGACCACUACCCCCCCUCCAACUACAACUAGCCCCCCAGCAGUGACUCUACCCCUCGCCACGUCUGCGGCAGUCCAUCCCCCAGUUCCAUCACUCGACUAUCAAAAAGGUCUCGCUCUAUGGCUCCAAGCUGACAAAGGCGUCGAAUUCGUCGGCUCUUGUGGCCCCGAAAGCUCGCAAUGCUACGUCAAGCAAUGGAAGAAUUCUGCCGCCGCAACGUCAUCCUCGUCUUCGUUUUACCCGGCCAACUUGGCCAACCCCACAACGUUUCCGGUGUGGCUGCCCGGUGUCCGCAACGGCCUCCCGACUUUGCAUAUGACGUGUCCGAUGGUGUACUCGAACGGGGUCUUGCUACGUGAUGGCAUGACGCUGUUCUUUGUCUUGUCCCCCGCGCAUCUAAGCGACGACCCAACCGACUCGAAGCUCCAGAAGUUUUUUGGCCAUGCUCCGUACGGCCAACUUCGCUUCCAAGCCCGCAAAGCCGGGUAUGGCGGUACGUCUGCCGUCGUCGCCGAGGACAACCACGGGAUCGGGCAAGGCGAGUUUGCCGUUCUUACGUAUCGCAUGGACAAGCAAGUGUCCAUUCAAGUCAAUGGGAUGGGAUUUGGUUCCGAGUCCCCUAUUAUUGUCCAAAGUAAUAAUGGCGGGGGAAUUGCCAUCUCGGCCACGGAGGCCACAACGUUGGGCAACGUCAAGUCGUUCUGCGACGCCCAUGCCUUUCACGGUCGGAUGGCCGAAGUGCUCGUGUUCGACAACGUCCUAAGUGACAACGCCAUCGACGCAGUGCACUUGUACUUGCACCAAAAGUGGGCCAUUCCCAAAGGUCCUUGUCUGCCAAAACAGCAGCCAGCUAGCUACAGUACCUGCUAACUAUGUUCGUCAUAUGUAAUCGUCGUUCAUAGGCAUUUCUCGAGCCAAGUCGUCCCCUCAACAAAGCGUGUCGACGCCGCCGUCGCUAGUUGUAGACAGUCCUCAUGACAAGGCGCCGGUGGAGGAGAAGCUCCCGACCGACGAGCCGACGACCGCACAGCCCUCUGAUCGAAGCCAUGGACGAGGUCCGUACAAUCGCGACGACGUGUUCAAGUGGCAGCCGCCGCCGGACGCCGACCCAGCCCAAGUGGCGCUGUGGAAGGAGGCGGUGGCCGACAAGAUCCGCAGUGUCGAGCGCUUUCAAUUCGGCGGCAAGAUCCUGCACGAGUUCAUCGACACUCUCAAGACUGAGCUCAAUACCUUGCGCGACACUUGGUUUGGCUGAACUCGAGUUUUCAGUUGACUUUUCAAGGAGUACAGUAAUAAAUUCGGGAGAAACUACCAGUAAACAUAGGCUGGGUGAGACUAUACUUUACAAAAUAUAGUAUAUACGGCGAGUUUGCACAACGUGA
This is a messenger RNA of Aphanomyces astaci, 2370 nucleotides long. RefSeq lists its product as hypothetical. Lineage: Eukaryota; Oomycota; Saprolegniomycetes; Saprolegniales; Verrucalvaceae. The record is from RefSeq and is a predicted model, not a curated record. The coding region runs from base 44 to 1858 and encodes 604 amino acids. The transcript has 9 exons.